AUGAACGAGGAGGCUUCGUCCUCUGCCGCGCCACCGCAUCAUGAGAGCCCCGAAGCCGAUAGCAUCGCGAACGUUGACGAAAAUAUCGAAGAUGAGGCUAUACUGCGAUCGAGGGAGGUAGAAAGUGCAUUGUAUAGGAAGAGCACGGGAAAGCGGAAGCGUAUAGCAUUUCUGGAUAGCCUGCUUCGGGAACUGGACAUGUUAAUCUAUCUUCAGCUCAUCACGAUUUACUAUAUGGACUGCUCGUUCUUCUGGCUAUUCAUACGCGGGUGCCUGCAUUUGUUCACCCUUACGCCCCUUCCCGACUUGAUGGUCGUACCACCACGAGAAGAACAGAGGGCAUUUCUACCCCUAAUACUAGCUCCCUAUAUUACCUGUUCGCUCCUACACCUGACCUUUCCGCGACCAUCAGCCGGCGAAGAUACCCGGGGAUAUUUGCAUGGAGGCAUGAUAAUAGAUUUCAUUGGGCAGCAGGGGCCGUCGUCGAAAUUCCAUCUCGCAGCAUUGGAUAUCUCGGUAAUGGUAUUGCAGGUCGUAAUGCUGUCAGUGCAUGUCAAGAGGCGGAACUUGAAGAAACGUCUACCUAAGCCGUCGGGGACAGAAACGACUCCAACCACAGCUCCAGCUACGGAGACAGCAGACCAGCCACGAAAUCCGGAACAGGACGCAGAUGCUGAAGAACGUGGGGUUUUGCGAAGGACGGAUACAUUCUCGGACAUCGGACAAGAGCCUGACGAGGAGGACGAGCUGCUGCCGACCGCGGAGGAUGCCAGCACGAGACCAUCUGCACCAGGCGCAGAUCUUCUUGAUGCACUCAACUCUGGCCAGGUGGUAAUAGCCGACCUGCACGUCCUGGAUACGCUCUGGGAGGAGCACGAAACUUAUUCGGCAAAUUUGACGGCACGGUCGAGCGGCGCAAGCAACACGGCGAGUGCAUCUCUCGGUACGAACUUUAGCGGCGCAUUCGAUACGUUUCGUAUGCGACUCGGGGGUGGUUGA
Molecule: messenger RNA, 999 nt
Organism: Mytilinidion resinicola
Lineage: Eukaryota; Fungi; Ascomycota; Dothideomycetes; Mytilinidiales; Mytilinidiaceae
Product: DUF1746-domain-containing protein
Exons: 2
Coding region: 1-999 (332 amino acids)
Biological process (GO): protein processing; SREBP signaling pathway
Cellular component (GO): Dsc E3 ubiquitin ligase complex
Source: RefSeq, a predicted model, not a curated record